AUGAUAUUUAAGAAGUCAUGGCAGUCUGGGGAGUUUUGUGCUGACUGGAAAAAAGAGGACAUAGCCCCUGUUUUUAAAAAGGGGAAAAAGGAAGACCCAGAGAACUACAGGCAAGUCACUGUCACCUCUGUGCCCAGCAAGAUCAUGGAACAGAUCCUCCAGGAAAAUCUACCAAGGCACAUGGAAAAUAAGAAGGUGUUUUGUGACAGCCACCAUGGCUUCACUAAGGGCAAGUCAUGCCUGACCAAUUGGGUGGUCUUCUAUGACAAGGCUAUGGAGAUGGUCGAUAAUGGCAGAGCAACUGAUUCAAUUGAAGAAAAUGAAGUUUACCUGCCUAAUGAUGAGCUCUGGAUCUAUGAAAUAGACAGUGGGUUAUGGACAAUGCACUUAAUGGAAGGGGAAUUGCCUACCUCCAUGUCAGGAAGCUGUGGGGCAAGCAUGAAUGGGAAGCUGUACAUUUUUGGUGGAUUUGAUGAUAAAGGAUACAGUAAUCGGCUGUAUUAUGUUAAUUUGCGAACAAAAAAUGGAACCUACAGGUGGAAAAAAAUCACAAACUUUAAAGGUCAACCUCCUACACCACGUGACAAGCUUUCCUGCUGGGUGUAUAAGGACAGGCUCAUAUAUUUUGGUGGCUAUGGCUGUAGGAAGCACAACGAGCUGAGUGAUUGUUUUGAUGUCCAUGAUGCAUUUUGGGAAGGACAGAUAUUCUGGGGAUGGCAUAAUGAUGUUCAUGUUUUUGAUACAACCACACAAACUUGGUCUCAACCAGCAAUUAGAGGUGGAGAUCCACCUCAGCCUCGAGCAGCUCACACAUGUGCUGUGCUGGGAAAUAAAGGUUAUGUCUUUGGAGGACGAGUGCUGCAAACUAGAAUGAAUGAUUUGCACUGCCUGGAUUUAGACACUUGGACUUGGUCUGGGAGAAUUAACAUCAGUGGAGAGAAACCAAAAGAUCGAUCCUGGCACACAUUGACUCCAAUAGGAGAUGACAGACUUUUUCUUUUUGGUGGACUAAGCUCUGAUAAUGGUCCUUUAAGUGAUGGCUGGAUUCACAGCACUACAACAAAUGGAUGGAAACAACUUACCCAUUUGCCUAAGAGUAGGCCUAGAUGGUGGCAUACAGCCUGCCUUGGGAAAGAAGGAGAAGUGAUGGUGUUUGGUGGAAGCAAAGAUGACUUGCAUUUCAUGGACACAGGUCACUGCAGUGAUUUGUUGAUAUUCCAGACUCAACCUUACUCGCUUCUCAGGUUGUCUCUCGACUGCAUCGGUAAAAAUGCAGCUCUCCUAAAGAAUCAAAUCCCAUGUUUGCCAUCCAAACUUCUGCAGCAGGUGCUGAAAAAAAUAACCUUCUGGGCUGCAGUGAACCACCGGCAGGAGAGGAAAGCUGAGUCAGAAAGGCAGACCCAGCUGAACACCACCUGAGCAGGGGCC
Molecule: messenger RNA, 1428 nt
Organism: Chaetura pelagica (chimney swift)
Lineage: Eukaryota; Metazoa; Chordata; Aves; Apodiformes; Apodidae
Gene: KLHDC1
Product: kelch domain containing 1
Exons: 13
Coding region: 1-1419 (472 amino acids)
Molecular function (GO): protein binding
Source: RefSeq, a predicted model, not a curated record